This is a messenger RNA of Zychaea mexicana, 2198 nucleotides long. RefSeq lists its product as uncharacterized. The record is from RefSeq and is a predicted model, not a curated record. Gene Ontology annotation, biological process: phosphatidylinositol metabolic process. The coding region runs from base 155 to 2110 and encodes 651 amino acids. Gene Ontology annotation, molecular function: phosphatidylinositol kinase activity. Lineage: Eukaryota; Fungi; Mucoromycota; Mucoromycetes; Mucorales; Lichtheimiaceae. The transcript has 10 exons.
CUCUUUCUCUCAACUUACAUAUAGCCUUUUCCAAACGGAAAAAACAACCAUUGAUAUAUUUUGUCCCUGUACCAGGCGUGUAUUUGCACUUCACGCCUUGUUUGUUAUUAAAAAAAAAAAAGAGUGAACCCAUCCCCCACCCCCAAAAAAAGAUAUGGCUCAACAGCAUCCGACAGAUAUGACAACAACAACGGCGAUCCCUCCAACACAACAACAACAGCAACAACCUUAUGAACAUAGUGUUCGCCCACCAACUUGUGCCCAAAAAGCAAAUAGAGAAGACGGUACUGAUUUCAGUAACGAAUUGCGUAUACAGCAAGCAGUAGCGAUCGACGACAACGACAACGAUCCUAUAGCAGAACAACAGCAGCAACAACAACCUUCCGAAUCCUUCAUUGCAACUUCUAUACACAGCGAUGGAGGUGGUGGACUGGUGCGAUCUCAUAGCGAUGAAAUUCAGACCAGUCGACUAAAAAGUUACAACACGCUACCUACCAUCACAACGUCUGAUUUCACCACUUCGUCUAUUGUUGGUGCUACUACUACUACUACUGCGAAUGGGCGACCGUCGUCUUGGAAUUAUCACCAAACGUCGUCCAAUGAGCCACCGCUUCACAUUAUCCCGUCAUGGCGUACUGAGCCAUUACUUUCAUCACAGUCAUCGUCAACAGGAACAGGUGUAGCAGCAGCAGCAGCAACAACAACAAGUGCGUCGGUUCGACGACCUGAUCUAGGCGAGUUGAAUAUCGAGGAACAAGAGGCGUUAAAAGCGGAAAUAACACAACGUCGUGCGGCUCGCAGAGUAUCCAAGUUGAAGAGACGGAAGACGUACGCUGAUGAAGAAGAAGAUGACGACGAUGAGGAACGUGUUUUUGUGGGCACACGGGUAGCAGAAGGACAUCAGAAUUAUCCACUCAUGUACGAUAUGCUGACUGGAAUUCGGAUUGCUGUUGGUAGGGUCUCUGCAAAAAUGCGACGCGAUUUAACACCCCAAGACUUUACGGCUGCGCAUAAGCUCGUGUUUGAUGUUACCGGAAAUGAGCUUACACCCGGUGUCAAAUACGAUUUCAAAUUCAAGGACUACGCACCUUGGGUGUUUCGAGGCUUGCGCGAGAAGUUUCAUCUGGAUGCUGGUGAUUACAUGAUGUCAUUGACAAACAAAUACAUUCUCUCUGAGCUGAACUCUCCGGGAAAAAGCGGAAGCUUUCUUUACUAUUCACGCGAUUAUCGAUUCAUCAUCAAAACGAUCCAUCAUUCAGAACACAAGUUUAUGCGCAAAGUAUUAAAGGACUAUUAUCAGCAUGUUUGUGAUAAUCCGAAUACACUCCUCUGCCGAUAUUAUGGAUUACACCGUAUCAAAUUACCACGCGGACGCAAGAUUCACUUUGUUGUCAUGGGCAACGUGUUUCCUGGCAACAAGGAUAUUCAUCAGACGUUCGAUCUCAAGGGCUCCAUGUUCGGCCGGUUAACACCGGAAGAAGUGAUUGCGAAAAACCCGCAUGCAGUAAUGAAGGAUCAAAACUGGCUUUCUAAAAACAUGAAUCUGGAAUUGGGUCCUUUAAAACGGAUGUUUCUUCUCACGCAGCUUGAAAAUGACAUUUCUCUACUACAACGAGCCAAUAUCAUGGAUUACAGCUUGUUGAUUGGUAUACACGAUAUGAACCGGGGCAAUACUGAAGGCAUUCGUGAUCAUCAUUUGCAAAUGGUGCAGCCUGCAACCAAAGGAUUACAACGACAGCUAUCUGCUCUGGGGAACAAGCACGAGAGCAAAGCAGACAUUGUCCGUAAAGCACUAAAACAUACCAAUCCAGUACAAUUAAACCCAUCAGACUUGCCGGAGACUCCAUCUGAAGAGCGUCGAUACUGUGUUUUUUACUCUGAAGAUGGCGGGUUCCGAUCCACAGACGAAAACAACGAAUUAACGCAGAGGCUUUAUUUUAUGGGUGUCAUUGACAUAUUAACGCCGUACAACAUUGUAAAGAAAACCGAGCAUUUCUGGAAGAGCUUAACGCAGGAUAAACAUUCUAUAUCUGCCGUCAAUCCGGUUGAAUAUGGUCAUCGGUUCAUGCAUUUUAUCAAAAACGCAGUGACUAAAAAGUCAGAUCAUUAAGGAAGUCUCUACUUAGUAUUGUAAAAAAAGGAUAAAAACACACAAAUAAUCCCACGACUAAUCUUCUUUCAUUCCACACAUACACAAU